GGGAGGGGGGAGGGUGUGGCCCCGCCCCGCGCCGCCUCGCGCAUCCUGAGUGGGAAAUCCAAAGGCGGUUGGCGGGAAACGCGAGGGAAGUCGAGGAGGCGAGAGAAGCGAUGGCGACGGAGGCCUCAGGCGGUAAAGCGUUGCUGAGCAGUGGAGAGGUUGCGGGAGCAUCCUCCGUGCCAGACGGCUCAGCCGUUGCCACCAUCAGUAGUGCGGGCGCCAAUGGUGAACCGGAACCUGCUCGUUCUGGGAAACCAGAACAUGUCCCGGCAGCACCGUCACCACAAAGGGAGAAACGCGCCGAGGAGUCGUCAGAAAUGAAGGGGGGAUUGCCGGAGCAGCCCAAACCGGUGAAAUCGGAGGAAGCUCGCGCCUUGGCAGAACCAAACAAACGCCAGGAACUGCUCGAGUUAUCAAAACCGAAAGAGCCGUCCGAGUCGAAGGAACGGCAGGAAGCGGUCAAGCCUGCGGAGCCUAAAUUAACGAGCAGCAAACCACAAGAACCACUCCCAUUAUCAAAACCGGCAGAAUUGAAGGGACUGCAAGAACCAGUGAAAUUACCUGAAACUAAAUUAAUGAGUAACAAACCACAGGAAGCGCUUCCAUUAUUAAAACCAGCACAAUCGGAAGAAUCCAAGGCGCUGCAGGAACCGGUAAAGUCGACGGACCCAAAAGUUUCGGGGGAACCAAAUAAACCGCAGGAACCUGUGGCGCUGACAAAAUCGAAGGAGUCGGGAGACUUUAAGGUUUCACAUGAAUCGGUCAAGUCUGUGGAACCUCUCGGAUCCUCAAAACCACAGCAGCCAGUGAAACCCAAGGAGGACACCAAAUCGGAUAAACCACAGGAGUUGGUAAAAUCGGCAGAACCUAAGCAACUGGUGGAACAAAAGCAACGACAAGAAUCGGUGAAAUCUGCAGAACCCAAGGACAUGGCGGUGCCUAAGACUCAACCUGAAUCUGUAAAAUCUUCAGAACACAAGAAAGAAGUGGAACGAAAGCUGCUACCACAAGAACCAAUGAAAUCGGUAGAGUCCAAGAAAGAGGAGGAACAAAAGCAAACGCAACCACCACCGAUGAACUCGACGGAACAAAAGGUGGUAGAAUUGAAAACUUGUGACUCUGUAAAGUCUGCUGAACCCAAGAAAGAAGUGGAACGAAAGCAACAAAAAGAACCGGUGAAAUCUGCAGAACACAAGGAGAUGGUUGAGCCGAAGACUCGGCAGGAACCUGUUAAAUCGGCAGAACCUAAGAAAGAUGUGGAACGAAAGCAACAAAAAGAACCGGUGAAAUCUGCAGAACACAAGGAGGCGCUUGAGCCGAAGACUCGGCAGGAACCUGUUAAAUUGGCAGAACCCAAGAAAGAGGUCGAACGAAAGCAACAAAAAGAACCGGUGAAAUCUGUAGAACACAAGGAGACGGUUGAGCCUAAGACUCGGCAGGAACCUAUUAAAUCGGCAGAACCAAAGAAAGAGGUCGAACGAAAGCAACAAAAAGAGCCGGUGAAAUCUGUAGAAAACAAGGAGGCGGUUGAGCUAAACUCUUGGCAGGAAUCGGUGAAAUCGGCAGAACCCAAGAAAGAGGUGGAAGGAAAGCAACACAAAGAACCGGUGAAAUCUGCAGAAAACAAGGAGGCGGUGGAAGAACCCAAGGCAGCAGCACCGGUGGAACUGAAGGAAUCGGAAAAGUCAAGAGAGCCGAAGUUACCGGCGAAGCACAAGGAAACCCGGAAAGCGGCCAUGAAGAGAGCGGAGCAAGCCGCAGAAAAGAGCUUGCACGCAGACGCAGAAGGUUCCACCUCUGGUGCAGCUGAGGAAAAAGAGAAGUCUGAGGGUAGUGGCUCAGUCACCGAAGCCAAAGUCGAAGCCAACACUUCUGAGUCACCGAUGCCCGAGGGCUGGCGCCGUUUGGUGAUGCAGCGGCAGGCCGGAGAGACGGCCGGCAGAUACGACGUCUACAUAUUCAGCCCGAGUGGUAAGAAGUUCCGCUCGCGCCCGGAGCUGGCGCUCUUCUUAAAAACGCUGGGCGAUACAGCGCCCUCCGCCGAUGACUUCGACUUCCGUAGCGGCACCGGCAAAAUGGCAGCGGUGGCCGCCAAGAUGCGAGUUGCUUCGCCCCGGGGCAAAAGCGAAACUCGCCGGAGCAAGAGUCCCCGCGCCACCACCGCCGAGAACUCCCCAUCUACCCCGCGCACGCCAAAAUCUCGCGCCUCCGCCCGGAGGAAGUCUCCCGCCUCUGCCACCAAGAAGGGUGGAGACGCAACGCCGCCAGCAUCGUCGUUGGAAAAAGUGGGGGGGCGGCGGCCGUCGCGAAAGACGGCGGCAGUGACGGCCGAGGUUUCGCCUUCGCCGUCCCGAAGUCGUCGCAGCCGCAGCCGAGAGACGUCGAUGACGCCGCGUAAGCGGGCAAAGCCGGCGGCGCCCCGGGAGAGCAACGAUGGAGGGGACGAUGAAGACAAAGAGGAGGAGGAAGCUUUGCCACAGCGGCACCACGGCAAGAAGAGGGCGGUGCUGAGCAGCGAUGACCGCGAAGACGAAUUGUGCACGCCCAAGAAGCGGGCGAGGGGUCCGAGCGCCGGUGCCAAAGAAGAAACGACCGGUGAUGGAACCUCAGCGGAGGUGAAGAAAGUUGGAAGCCCAGGGAUAAUGAGGGAGAGUGUCCGACCUUUGCGAAUGAGGAAGACCAGUCCAUACUUCUCCCGUGCGCGCAUGGCUGAUGGGCUCGCCGCCCUCCACAGGGCGUCCUGGAGGAAGUGGACCCCUCCACGCUCCCCCUUCAACCUCGUGCAGGAGACGCUCUUCCACGACCCCUGGAAGCUCCUGGUCGCCACCAUCUUCCUCAACAAGACCUCCGGCCGUCAGGCCGUUCCGCUGCUCUGGGAGUUCCUCGAGCGGUUCCCGUCGGCCGAGGUGGUGCGGGAGGCGGAUUGGCGAGAGGUGGCGCGCACCAUGCAGCCACUGGGCCUGCACGCGCUGCGCUCCAAGGCCAUCAUACGCUUCUCAUGCGAGUUUCUGACGAAGAAGUGGCGCUACCCGAUCGAGCUGCACGGCAUUGGGAAGUACGGCAACGACUCCUACCGCAUCUUUUGCGUCAACGAGUGGAAAGAGGUGAAACCACGUGACCACAAGCUCACAGACUACCACCGCUGGUUGUGGGAAAACCACAAGAGUCUGGGACUUGACUGAUGGACUCACUCGCCCUCGUCACGGGAACAAGGAAUUUCCACCACUGGCUCAGCUUUUGUAAAACGGGAGAUGCUGUGCUGCAGGCAUUUAAAGAUGUAUUAAUGAAUCCAUUAAAAGCAGUUAUUCCUCUUGCAUCGAAUUGUGUGCUAAAAAAAUGUUUAAAAAAUAUGUUUUAGCAGGUAAGUCUGACUGAGCUAUGUAGCUAUUUUUCAGAAGCGACCUGGCCACAAAUGAUAGCUAAACGAGAAGUGGCUUAUCGUGUGGAAAUGUAUAGCUGCCAAAUAAUCUAAAUAAUGCUUAAAAGUCGAGUCUGUCUCUACUGCUCACAACCAAUGGUGCAACUGCUCCUAACCGGUUGCAGAUACGUCCAUGAAUAUACAAGCGAUUCAGUUGCACGCAAUCAAGUUGCACGCAACUAAUCGCCCAGGUGUGGACCGACUUUACUUUCCUGCCAUCUAGUUCUGGAAUAUUUUACUGAGGCUAUAAUACUGUACACCAUGGCUUGUUGCACUUUUAAAACAUUUGUAUACCCUUUCGAUUUAAAGCUUUCGUGACUGCAGGGAUUCAUCUUCUUGGUUCUUUCGGUAAAGUCACGUAGAAGACAGUGUCUCCCCGACAGACCUGGUCUUCACCUGAGGACGGCUGCUUGCGUUGUGGUCGAAACGUCGUGAGAAUUAUUUUAUUAUGUUUUAUUUUUAUUAUUUUAUUACUUCCCUUCUACGUGACUUUACCGAAAGAACCAAGAAGAUUUGUAUACCCUCUUUACCUGGAUAUAUUUUGAUGUCGUGCGAAUGCGGAAUUCGAAAUGAUCGGAAACAUGAUACUGUACCGUGAUGUUUGAUCUCGAAGUUAAACUCAUACUCUGUCAUGUUUAAAAAAAAGUAUGAAAAUUGUACACUUUUGUAGAAUUUCACGACCAAUAUAAUCCAUAAUGUAGGUUUUUUUGGGUUAGAUCAUGUAAAUAUGAAUUGGUCGUUAAACCCGCCACCACCCGACACAACCAAUUCGUAACGUUUGUCACGUAAACAGAACAUGCCAAUUCGUUACUAGUGUAACGACUCGCUGACAAGUUAUAUGAAGAGCCACUUUCAUUUGAGGACCCCCACAAUACGGGGCCCGAGGCUUCGUGCUUGUCUUCCAGCUUGUAUCUCCACUCCUCGUGCUCUCACCUUAUAUAUACCUCUGCUACUUGUAUGGAAUGUACCCUCAAUGUAUUUCCCUUAGCCCAGGGGUCGGCAACCUAUGGCUCCGGAGCCGCAUGCGGCUCUUUACGGGCUGCUUUUUGACGAUAUGUACGUAUGUACAGUAUGCAUUGCGGCUCUUGAAAUACUGAAUUUUGUACCGAAUUGGAAAGAAAUGGCUCUUCUUGUUAUUUUGGUUGCCGACCCCUGCCUUAGCCAAUCGCUGUCCUUUCCCUCGAACGGAUCCUAUCCGUCGCCUCUGGGUGACACUUUGUUUCCCGUCUAUUCUCAUUCAAAACUUUUCCUCCAAUCACUUCAAAGGCCUUCCUCCUGACCAAUCCCUGUGGAGGCCUCUUUCCUCCAAUCAGAGACCUUGGUUUAUCUUUGAAUAGCCGUUAGGCUGGACAUUGGCUCAAGGUCAUUGUCGGUCAUUACACUAGUACAGCACUCUCGGGCGAGUUGGUAUGCUAUAGAGUGGUACCUCGGUAUACGUCGUUUAUUCGUUCCAGAAG
Messenger RNA from Lethenteron reissneri (Far Eastern brook lamprey), 4875 nucleotides. RefSeq names its product neurofilament heavy polypeptide-like. The record is from RefSeq and is a predicted model, not a curated record. Lineage: Eukaryota; Metazoa; Chordata; Hyperoartia; Petromyzontiformes; Petromyzontidae. Gene Ontology annotation, molecular function: DNA binding; catalytic activity. Gene Ontology annotation, cellular component: nucleus. Gene Ontology annotation, biological process: DNA repair.